GAGUUUUGGAUAUGGGAUUUGACUUUGCAGUGGGUGGAGACAGGAUAGCAAGUAGUAUCGAAAUCGCCUUUUUGACAGCUAACAUAAAAAAAUACUGUUUAAUUUAAACUUGAUGAAUGAAUGCGUUGAUAUUUCGUACUGUUGCACCUACAUCGAGGCGUAUCGUUAAGGAGGUUCAUUCUAUCACGUCAAUCCUCUGGAACGUUUCUGCGGAGACUAUGCUCUGGAGCUCGUAAUGCUGCCUUAGCUGAAACGUUUCAGCUACAGUGAAGAAAAUACCUUUUCAGUUUAAUCGAAACUCCCCGGUGUAUCGGCACCUGGCUAGCGGGAGGCGGAGCAUGCAUGUGAGAUCAGAGAUCAGAUUGGACGUGGAGCUGUGAUGCGUGCGGCGAGCUGCAGGAUGAACGUGGCGGCCAUUCUGAAUGGCCUGCUGGUGUCGGUGGUGGCAGCACUGCUCUGGAAGUACGUGAGGCUAAGUGAGCAUGCUGCAGUACUGGAGGAGGAGCUGCAGCUGACCCGCCAGUCCCAGGAGCUGUCCCAGGCCCGGAUAGACUACCACGCCGCUCUGCUCGCCCUCCAGGAGCAUGGCACCCGUAUGGUCUGCACCGGAAAGAUGCACACUGAUCGCAUCUGCCGCUUUGACUACCUGUGCUACUGCACCGAGGCUGAAGAGUUUGUCUUCUUCCACAGCAACUCCUCCUUCAUGUUGCCCAACCUGGGGCCCCGGCGCUUCCAGCCGGCCCUGCUGGACCUGUCCUCUGUGGAGGAUCACAACACCCAGUACUUCAACUUCCUGGAGCUGCCCGCAGCUGCCCUCAAGUUCAUGCCCAAGCCUGUAUUCGUCCCUGACGUCACCCUCAUCCUUAACCGGUUCAAUCCGGAUAACCUGAUGCACGUGUUCCACGAUGACCUGCUGCCCAUCUUCUACACCAUGCGGCAGUACUCGGACCUGGACGAUGAGGCCCGCCUGGUCUUCAUGGAGGGCUGGGGUGAGGGCGCACACUUUGACCUCUACCGCCUGCUGAGCAGCAAGCAGCCACUUCUCAAAGAGCAGCUGAGGAACUUUGGCAAACUUAUGUGUUUUACUAAGUCCUACGUGGGCUUGUCCAAGAUGACCACAUGGUACCAGUAUGGCUUUGUCCAGCCACAGGGCCCCAAAGCCAACAUCCUGGUCUCUGGGAACGAGAUCCGGCAGUUUGCCUCAUCGCUGAUGGAGAAGCUCAAUAUCACCACGAGAGGAGGAGAGGAGAGUGCAGCGGAGGAAAAGGAUGAGUACUUCGUAGUGUUCAGUCGCUCCAUCAACAGACUCAUCCUGAAUGAAGCGGAGCUGAUCCUGGCGUUAGUGCAGGAGUUCCAGAUGAGAGCGGUGACUGUGUCUCUGGAGGAGCAGAACUUCCCCGGAAUCGUCAAGGUCAUCAGCGGGGCCUCCAUAUUGGUCAGCAUGCACGGGGCCCAGCUGGUCUCCUCUCUCUUCCUCCCCCGUGGGGCCGUCGUUGUGGAGCUCUUCCCCUAUGCGGUCAACCCAGAGCAGUACACCCCUUACAAAACCCUGGCCUCUCUACCAGGCAUGGACCUGCAGUAUGUGGCCUGGAGGAACAUGGUGGAGGAGAACUCUGUGGCCUACCCAGAGAGGCCCUGGGAGCAGGGAGGUAUAGCCCACCUGGAUAAGGAAGAGCAGGAUCACAUCCUGACCAGUAAGGAAGUACCCAGACAUCUGUGCUGCCGCAACCCUGAGUGGCUCUAUCGUAUUUACCAGGACACGAUAGUGGACAUCCCUUCUUUACUAGAGGCUCUCAGAGCGAUCGUGAAAACCAAGCCCAACCUGAAGAAGGCCAAACCUGCCAGCACGGUCUACCCGGGUCGGGUCAGAGAGCCCCAGUGCCAGACAUCGGUUCAGGCCACCAACGAGGCCAAGCUGACUGUGUCCUGGCAAAUCCCCUGGAACCUGAAGUACCUGAAGGUCAGGGAAGUGAAGUACGAAGUGUGGAUCCAGGAGCAAGGAGAGAACACGUACAUGCCUUAUAUUCUCCCCCACCAGAACUAUACCUUCUCUGAAAACAUCAAACCCUUUACGACGUACCUGGUGUGGGUGCGCUGCAUCUUUAACAAAAACCUCCUGGGGCCUUUUGCCGAUGUACUCAUGUGCAGGACAUAAUUUGUGUUGAUCUAUACAGUUACAAGUUUGUGACUGCUUGUUCCGGAUGAUCAGAUAUUGGGGUUGUGGAUUACUGAAGGUGAUACUAGAUAAGUUCAGCCAGUAGUUUUGAAAGUAGCGCUCACGAGCCAAAAUGGGUCCCAGAAAAUUGUGCACAAUUGUAUACGAUGUCAUUCAUUUUGUAUGAUAUGUUACGUCCUGCACAAUAAAUGUAUAUUUACAUGUACAUUUAAGUCAUUUAGCAGACGCUCUUAUCCAGAGCGACUAUUUCCUACAAUUCGUAUGAUAUGUUACGAAUUUGUAAGUGCUUAAGAUCCCGUUCAAUCUCAUUAAUAUGAAAAUCUGUGAUUGAGGAUAGUCUCCGAUUUCAGGAUAGUUGAUGUGAUGUGAUCUGUAUCUAGGAUGAGAGACAACCAUGUCCUCACACAGAGAGUGAAAUGCAAUGGAAGUUCAAUGGCAUUUAGCAUGGGAUGCAGGAACACGAGUCACGAUUUAAGGAUGCAUCGUCUGUACCAAUAGCAGUAAGUACUAUACAACGUAUCUUUUUGAGAUAUAGGAAUUUCUUUAAUAUACUUAUUUAUGAGAAAACAUAUUUUUUAUUAGUCUUAAAACACUGAACCUAUCUAUAUCUGUACUUAUUUGAGUAUGUAAUGUAGGUUUUCAGCAAAGCUCAGAUUUGAUUGGUUUGUGAUUUGUUAUCUGAGAAAUCACAACUUUGUGGCUUAGCCUACCCUCCUGCACAAAGUAGUAGCUUUGUCAUGUUGCCUUUCUAAUUGUCAAUUUACAUAAUUGUUUGCAGAAUGUUGCCAAAACCUUAAAGGGAUACUGUAAGAUUCUGGCAAUUUUCUACUUACCCAGAGUCCGAUGAACUCGUGGGCACCCUAUUUAUGCCUCUGCGUGCAGUAUGAAGGAAGACUACUUCUAACUAGCAUUAGCACAAUGACUGGAAAUCUAUGGGUAUCUGCUAGCUAGGUAUCUGCUUCAGGCCUGGACAAUUCCAGUCCUCGGGGGGCCUAAUCGGUGUGACACCCCCCCAGCAAACACACCUGAUUUUAAACUAAUUCAAUUUUUAACUGAAGUUCAUGAUUAGUUGAUUAUUGGAGUCAGGUGUGUUAGCUGGGGCAAAAGUGUAACACCAAUCAGGAUCCAGAGGACUGGACUUGCCCAGGCCUGCUAGCUGCAAAUACCCAUACACUUCCAGUCAUUACACUAAAUCCAGUUAGCAAUUAUGCUAGCACUAGUUAGCAACUUCCUUCAAACCGCAAUCAGAAACAUAUAAGAAGCGUGUCCAUUUGUUCAUUUGACCCUGGGGAAGUAGAUAAAGAUCCUCGUUGCCAAAAUCCUAAAGUAUCCCUUUAAGAGAAACCAAAAUGAACUUGAAAAUGUGGUUACAAGUAUACAGUACCAUUAAGUAUGUGUUAUUAGUUGUAAUUGAAUUAUCUUGUGCUUCAUUGAGGCUUUAAUAUUUGCCAGUUACCUUUUUGAACUAUUGUGACACAUGGAUAAUAAAUUCUUCCCCUUCUAGAUUAUUUGAGAUAUUAAUUCAAGGCAGAUAAAACUUUCAAAGAGUGUGUCCAGGAAAAUGUUUGCAGUUUUGUAAAUAUGCAGACUAAAACAUGCAUUAUUCCUUCAAAUAGUAGCAGUCUUUUACGAACAUUGUUCCUCUAAAUGAAAAUAAAGAGAAUAUAUUAUGUAUUUAUGUGAAAGGUUCUGAUGCUAUGCGGUGCAGUUGCUAGAUAUGCGAGGGUUAGUUCUAUUUCUUUCAGAAAAACUGGAGCUUCUUUAAUCAGUUUCUUUGUCAUUGUGUGUCAAAAGAUAAAUACAAAAAGGUUCAUGCCACUUCAGUGUGCCCAUUACAGCAAUUCUGAGUUCAAUUGUCCUAUUAUUUUUUUAUUCAGUCUACACAGUUGCAGAAAAUGAUCAGAAUUCCUUACUUACUAUUAAUCUGUACCAUUUCUGAUUGUGAUCAUAGAACAUUUGUGCAGGUUAUAUGCAUGCAUAAACUUGUGAAAUAAUUAGCCUGUGAUGCUUUGGUAAUGACUACUAUGCCCUGAAUCAAACUGGAGUAAUAACCCAUUCUAUGGCUCAUCAAUGCUGCUAACCAUGUGUGAUUCAGUGUCUUUAUCCCAAAUGGCACCCUCUUCCCUUUAAUAGUGUACUACUUUUGACCAAGAACUAUAAAGGUCACCAGAGCCUAAAAGUAGUGCUCUAUAUGGAAUAGGGUGCCAUUUUGGGACUCAGCCCAAGUCUAUAUGAUGGUGUGCAAUGCUGCCUGUUAUAUUUCAUUGCCUUGUGGUGUACAAAACUAAAGUAAUGGCUAGCUUCCUAGUAUGUGCCAAGCCCUCAGAGUACAUAAGUGCUGAUGUAAGAUCAGCUGCAGCCCUCGUGUCCUGCUAAGCGUAUAUAUAUUGCCUUCAGAACAUAUUAACACCCUUUGACUUUUUCAACAUUUUGCUGUUACAAAGUGGGAUUAAAAUGGUUGGAAAAAAACGUACAAUUAAAUCCAUCUACAAAUAAUCUAAUGUCAAAGUGGAAGAAAAAUGACACUAAUACAGUAUAUCUUUAUAAGUAUUCAACCCACUUAGUCAAUACAUGUUUCUCUGGGCAAGUCUCUAACAGCUUUUCACACCUGAAUUGUGCAACAUUUGCCCCUUAUUCUUUUCACAAUACUUCAAGUUCUGUCAUUGUUUAUUGAUCAUUGCUAGACAACUGUAUUUGGGUCUUGCCAUAGAUUUUCAAGCAGAUUUAAGUCAAAACUGUAACUCAGCCACUCAGGAACCUUCAGUGUCUUCUUGGUAAACAAUCAGUGUAGUUUUGACCUUGUGUUUUAGGUUAUUGUCCUUCUGAACUGUAAAUUAAUCUCCCAGUAUCUAGUGGAAAGCAGACUGAACCAGGUUUUACUCUAGGAUUUUGACUGUGCUUAGCUCCAUUUCAUUUCUAUUUUAACCUGAAAAAUUCCCCAGUCUUUAGCGAUUACAAGCGUGCCCAUAACAUUAUGCAGCCAUUUCUAUGCUUGAAAAGAAUGGAGAGUGGUACUCAGUAAUGUGUUGUAUUGGGUUUGCCCCAAAUAUAACACUUUGUAUUUAGGACAAAAAGUGAUUGCUUUGCCACAUUUUUUUCAGUAUUACUUUACUGCCUUGUUGCAAA
This is a messenger RNA of Oncorhynchus gorbuscha (pink salmon), 5302 nucleotides long. RefSeq names its product protein O-linked-mannose beta-1,4-N-acetylglucosaminyltransferase 2. Gene Ontology annotation, molecular function: protein O-acetylglucosaminyltransferase activity; protein binding. Lineage: Eukaryota; Metazoa; Chordata; Actinopteri; Salmoniformes; Salmonidae. The record is from RefSeq and is a predicted model, not a curated record. The coding region runs from base 380 to 2155 and encodes 591 amino acids. Gene Ontology annotation, biological process: protein O-linked glycosylation via mannose. Gene Ontology annotation, cellular component: endoplasmic reticulum. The transcript has 2 exons.